AUGAAGCUCACCGCUUCCGUCGCCAUGGCACUCGCCUCCCUGGCGGCCGCCGACAUCUUCGACGAUUCCACCGAAGAGCUCAAGCUCGAUAUGGACGACGUCCCGAGGUCCUGCAAGACCAUCUGCAACCCAAUCGCCACCCUCUCCAAGCAGUGCGACGUCGACCUCGGUCUCGGCAAGGGCAAGGACGAGGACCUCCUCCACAACCAGUGUGUCUGCACCAACAACAGUUUCAAGGUUGGCCAGAUCGCCGCCGAGUGCGCCGACUGUAUGCAUCAGCACAUAAAAGCCAAGCGCAGCUUGAGUAGCCACGACGACGACGACGACAUUGACUCGGACGACGUCAAAGACAUUGACCGUCUCGUCUCCGGCUGCGGCUUCUCCUCUGCCCACUACAACCCGACAAUGGCCGCGGCCGCUGCCACAAUUACCGUCGAUGCCACGGCGCCGUCGCACAAGGACCAGCUCACGACCACAAUCAAGGGCACCCACAACGCCGCCGCUCCCACCGCCAUUCCCGGUUACAUGUACGCUGGCGCCGCCGCCGCCGCCGCUGCUGCCAUGCUGUAG
Molecule: messenger RNA, 570 nt
Organism: Beauveria bassiana ARSEF 2860
Lineage: Eukaryota; Fungi; Ascomycota; Sordariomycetes; Hypocreales; Cordycipitaceae
Exons: 2
Coding region: 1-570 (189 amino acids)
Source: RefSeq, a predicted model, not a curated record